CGAUUAUGUGGAUCACGCGAAUUUAUUUCCAAUUCACUUUCAAUGUGACCAGCUGGUUUUGUUGGCAAUAUGCGCGUAUUUUUAGUGGCAAUAUUGAUUAUCGCGCUUACAUCUGUAGCAAGCCAAGAGCAUCGACUGGAGGAGACGAAGCCGGGAAUAUGCUACAAAAUCCACACGCCCGAACAGACGCAAUUCUACCCGAAUCCCAGGAAAAAGCUGUACUCCGAUCUCCAUGAAUCCUGCACGAAAUGGAUAAAACACGAACGAAAGGAUUGUUUGAGCCUCAAAACGCAAAACGACGAGGUCCUUAUUCUAUCCUGCAUUGACGUGAGGAGCAGGAAACGUCCCGGGUGUUACAAAAUCAUCAACAGGGACAAAAGAGAGGAAAUCGUGUGCCAGAAAUUCGACAAAAAACAAGGCUGCAGCGUCGUGGUCACCAGGACGAAUCUCAGUAUUGUUAUAGGCUGUUUGCCUAGGGGUUAUUCACCGAGUAUAUUCGAUAUUAUAACGCGAAAACCGCCUAGAGAAUAAGAUUGGAUUUUUCGA
Phyllotreta striolata is the source of this 546-nucleotide messenger RNA. The record is from the annotation of a GenBank genome assembly. Lineage: Eukaryota; Metazoa; Arthropoda; Insecta; Coleoptera; Chrysomelidae.